AUGGGCAACUUUACACUCAACCACUACAUCCACAAACACCGUCACAGCAGCGUCGGCCGCCAUCCCAACUUCGUUUUCCGUCUCAUCAUCAGGACCAAACGCGCUAUGUCGCUGCGCCAGGAGCAACUGGCCAUCGUCGCUAGGGACGCGUCACAAGAGGUUCCGGUUUUAAACAAGUUUCUCAAGUUAGAGACGCCGGUUAAAUCGGACACUAAACAAAACCCGACACCCAGACACCCCGACAACCCGACAUCCCGACACCCCGACACCCUGACAUCCCGACAACCCGACACCCCGACACCCAGACAUCCCGACACCACGACAACCCGACAUCCCGACAACCCGUCAUCCCGACAUCCCGACAUCCCGUCAUCCCGACAUCCCGACAUCCCGACACCCCGACAUCCCGACAUCCCGAAAACACGACAACCGAACAACCCGUCAUACCGACAUCCCGACAUCCCGACAUCCCGACACCCCGACAUUCCAACAUCCCGACACCACGACAACCCGACAUCCCGAUAUCCCGACACCCCGACACACCGACACCACGACACCCCGACAUCCCGACACCCCGAUUCCCCGACAACCCGACAUCCCGACACCCCGACACCCCGACACCCCGACACCCCGUACACCCCGACAUCCCGAUAUCCCGACACCCCGACAUCCCAACACCCCGACAUCCCGACAUCCGGACACCCCGACAACCCGACAUCCCGACACCCCGACACCCCCCUGAGGGACCGCAGACCCGAGUGCUAA
Messenger RNA from Mizuhopecten yessoensis (Yesso scallop), 765 nucleotides. Its product is annotated as proteoglycan 4-like. The transcript is spliced from 3 exons. The record is from RefSeq and is a predicted model, not a curated record. NCBI's taxonomy places the organism in Eukaryota, Metazoa, Mollusca, Bivalvia, Pectinida, Pectinidae. The coding region runs from base 1 to 765 and encodes 254 amino acids.